CCUUUCGCUGACCUCCUCACAGCUAGCCCAGCUGCUCUGACAAAGCACAGGGCCCCAGAGGGUGCUUGCUUCCAGAAUACUUUGGGUGUCUUGAGCACCCUCCUAACCUAAGCGUCCCCCAGCACACACACACACACACACACACACACGCGCGCGCGCGCGCACUCACACACACACACACACACACACACACACACACACACUGGCGGAGGCGGGGGUGGCCAGAGGGAUUAGAGAAAGAAAGUCACUGUCAGUCAGAAAAAAUAAGAAUCUGGGCUGGACGUGCCACACUGGGGUCUUCUGAAAGCAGGCGCAGCAUCUGCAGCUCCUCAUGCCCGGCCCUAAGGUUUUAUAAUAAUCAAGAAGCACAUGAAAGAGGCCUCUUCAUCAAGCAUUCUUGACUAAGUUAUGAAAAUGGAAUUGAAGUUUAUUUUCCCCCUUCAUAUGGUAAGUCCAGCUGUGAGCAGAGUGUUCUGUUCUUCACUUCCAGCAAGCCAGAGUUUUAUAAAUGGACGCUGACAUGGACUACGAAAGACCCAACGUUGAAACUAUCAAGUGUGUGGUCGUGGGUGACAAUGCCGUGGGGAAGACGCGCUUGAUCUGUGCCAGGGCGUGCAACACCACACUCACGCAGUAUCAGCUGCUGGCCACCCACGUGCCAACAGUGUGGGCGAUUGACCAGUACCGCGUGUGCCAGGAGGUCUUGGAGCGUUCUCGGGAUGUUGUUGAUGAAGUGAGUGUUUCUCUCAGGCUUUGGGAUACUUUUGGUGAUCAUCACAAAGACAGACGCUUUGCAUAUGGCAGGUCUGAUGUUGUGGUCCUCUGUUUUUCGAUUGCUAAUCCCAAUUCCCUAAAUCAUGUGAAAAGCAUGUGGUAUCCAGAAAUCAAGCACUUUUGCCCUCGAACACCCGUUAUCCUUGUUGGGUGCCAGCUUGAUCUCCGCUAUGCUGACCUGGAAGCUGUUAAUCGAGCCAGGCGCCCGUUAGCAAGGCCCAUAAAGAGAGGGGAUAUUUUGCCCCCAGAAAAAGGCCGAGAGGUAGCAAAGGAACUUGGCUUACCAUACUAUGAAACAAGCGUGUUUGACCAGUUUGGUAUCAAGGAUGUGUUUGACAAUGCAAUCCGAGCAGCGCUGAUUUCCCGCAGGCACCUGCAAUUCUGGAAAUCCCACCUAAAGAAAGUCCAGAAACCUUUACUUCAGGCACCCUUCCUACCUCCAAAAGCCCCUCCACCGGUCAUCAAAAUUCCAGAGUGUCCUUCCAUGGGGACAAAUGAAGCUGCCUGUUUACUGGACAAUCCUCUAUGUGCCGAUGUUCUGUUCAUCCUUCAGGACCAGGAACACAUCUUUGCACAUCGAAUUUACCUCGCUACCUCUUCUUCCAAAUUUUAUGAUCUGUUUUUAAUGGAAUGUGAAGAAUCCCCAAAUUGGAGUGAAGGAGCCUGUGAGAAAGAGAAGCAGAGCAGAGAUUUCCAGGGGCGGAUAUUGAGUGUCGACCCAGAGGAAGAAAGGGAGGAGGGCCCGCCUGGGACACCUCAGGCUGACCAGUGGAAGUCUUCAAACAAGAGCCUGGUGGAGGCUCUGGGGCUGGAAGCCGAGGGUGCAGUUCCUGAGACACAGACUUUGGCUGGCUGGAGUAAGGGGUUCAUUGGCAUGCACAGGGAAAUGCAAGUCAACCCCAUUUCAAAGCGGGUGGGGCCCAUGACUGUGGUCAGGAUGGACGCUUCAGUCCAGCCAGGCCCUUUUCGGACCCUGCUCCAGUUUCUUUAUACGGGACAACUGGAUGAAAAGGAAAAGGAUUUGGUGGGCCUGGCUCAGAUCGCAGAGGUCCUAGAGAUGUUCGAUUUGAGGAUGAUGGUGGAAAACAUCAUGAACAAGGAAGCCUUCAUGAACCAGGAGAUUACGAAAGCCUUUCACGUAAGGAAAGCCAAUCGGAUAAAAGAGUGUCUCAGCAAGGGAACGUUCUCGGAUGUGACAUUUAAAUUGGACGAUGGAGCCAUCAGUGCCCACAAGCCGCUGCUGAUCUGUAGCUGUGAGUGGAUGGCAGCCAUGUUCGGGGGGUCAUUUGUGGAAAGUGCCAACAGUGAGGUGUAUCUCCCGAACAUAAACAAGAUAUCAAUGCAAGCAGUAUUGGAUUAUCUCUAUACCAAGCAGUUGUCUCCUAACUUGGACCUGGACCCGCUGGAAUUAAUUGCCUUGGCAAACAGAUUUUGCCUGCCACACUUGGUUGCACUUGCAGAACAGCAUGCCGUUCAGGAGUUGACCAAAGCAGCCAUGAGUGGCGUGGGCAUUGACGGAGAAGUGCUCUCUUACUUGGAAUUGGCUCAGUUUCACAAUGCCCACCAGUUGGCCGCCUGGUGUUUGCACCACAUCUGCACCAACUACAACAGUGUAUGCUCCAAGUUCCGCAAGGAAAUCAAAUCAAAAUCUGCAGACAACCAGGAAUACUUCGAGCGGCACCGCUGGCCCCCUGUGUGGUACCUGAAGGAAGAAGAUCACUACCAGCGUGUGAAAAGGGAACGAGAGAAGGAAGAUAUUGCACUAAAUAAGCAUCGCUCAAGACGAAAGUGGUGCUUCUGGAAUUCAUCUCCAGCAGUGGCCUGAAGAGGAAGAGAAAAAAAACAAAAAACAAAAACCAAUUGGUAAUCUGAUCCACCACUUUUCAAAGCACUACUGUAAAAUUCGUCUUGUUAGAGAUACGACAUAGUUCAGGUUUCGGGCACUGACCUUCCUCCACUUUUGUGCAUUUAUCUUUGUUAGGAUCAAAGCACAAGCUCACCAUCAAUGAGCCUGGACAAAAAGGGAAGCUGACUCUCACUGCAUUCCUUAAACUGAUAUGUAUAUUUUUUUUGUUAGGAGGCUUAAUAAACUUUAGUCUGUUAUUUUGUUUCUUUUUAUACAAAGAAAAAAAAUCCAGCUUUCAUGUUUCUGAUUCCAAAUUGGAAAAUAUUUUUAUAUGGUCUGUUGUAUUUUGUUGAAAUGAAAAUACUGUGUAUUACUUUAUUUUACAGGCCACAAUUGACUAUGAAGUCACCCUGUGAUUCUCUUUGCCCACAUGACCACCGAGCAUUAUUACGUAAUUAGAGGGUUAUCCUUUUGUUGUGAAAGGAAGGAGGGGACUGAAAUCUCCCAAAGUGCAAAUUGGAGAGUGUUUAAUCUUUGUUCUGUUGAAUAACAUCGGUGUAAUUACAAAGUCAAUUCCAAGAAUGUGUAUUUACAAUAUUUGCCGUGUUAAGUGCUGGUAAUUAUAUGGUUAUAUGUGCCAUGUAAAAUAUAGUGAUAUCAAAUAUUCUGUUGUUUCCAAUGUCUAGUUUCAAGAGGACAAUCUUUAUAAUCAUUAGAAGGGCUUAUUAAAUCCCAGCAUUAUCCAGGGCAAACUCACUGGUGGACCUGAAUACAUAAGAUACAAUUAGUGCGCUGGUGUUCGGAUUGCUGUAUUAGGGUUUACAUCUCUCAGUAUUCCUUGAACUUGCCAUGCUUCUGCAUGCAGAUUCUUCACUGACUUGAAUUGAGAUGGGCAGGGGAAAAGGUCCCUGGACUCCCUCCUGCCGUCUACAGGCUUGUCACAUCUCACCACCAGAAACAGGCUUCCUCAGGCUUCUCACCUGUGGCCAACUUCACUUUGUAAGACCCAUAUUUUUAACUCUUCCCAGGGAAAAUUCAUGUUGCUGCAGAAGUAGGCUAAGGCAGACCACCCACUUCUGCUGAAAUGCAUUGGGAGCCUGUGAAAGCACAAAGCUGGAGGCUGGGCGCCUGCGUUCUCCUACACGGAAAGGAAUCUAAUUCCAAGAGUCUAGGAAAUGGUGCUAUUGUGAGUUAGUUCUGACUCUUUCUCAUUCUGAGUUUUCAGUGUUAAACUAGAAAGUGUGACAGCAGGGGAGCUUUCGUGAGGCAGUCAGUCAUUGCUUCUCUGUAAAUUAAAAUGUUACAGCACACACAUACACACACAGAGAGCAUUUCAAGGCCACAGCUCCACACCUGCCAUGGGAUGUUAAUGUGGCAGGGGGUGGGGCUCAUUCUGUUGGGAGGUCAAGUUACCAGUGCCAAGGACUGUUGAUUUUGUUUUUAUUUUUAUUUUUUCUUCUAGCUUUUCAGAAGAUGGAAAUGAGACAGUUGAGUCCAAACCCCAAUGCUGACAGCCAUAUGCAUUUGAAAAUCUAUCUAGAUUACAGAUGGGCAUUUGUUACUGGCAGUGGAAACACCAGAUAGAAGAUCUUAGGAGAGGCCCAGAAAUGCAUCACCUUGUCAUGACAAAAGAGGAGGCAGUAGAGUAGGGAUAGUUACAAAUGCAUCCAUCUUAAUUUUUUUCAAUAGGCUUGUAAAUCUUAUUAAUGGAAGGGGAAAGGAGACAGGAGAGGAUAAACGUCAAGAUGCAGAAGAAUUGACAUGUAUCCCAUCAUAAAAUGGUAGAAGUUGAGUUUUCAAUGAGUAGUCAUAGUUGAAAUUUUACAACCAAAGCUCCCAUUUGAUUGUAAUCUUGCCAAAAUAUAAUGGACGUAUAAAUGAACUUGGGGUAUAAGCAAUAAUAUCCACUAGUGUUGUUAUCAGCUACUGUAACCAAGUGGCUGGUUCAUUUGGUUGAUGCUGAUUAUGGCCUUUAACCAUGGUGGUUUGUUGUGUGUUUUUUAUUUCACAAAAAGCCAAUAAAAUUGUUUAGCUAUAAAA
Messenger RNA from Gorilla gorilla gorilla (western lowland gorilla), 4660 nucleotides. RefSeq names its product Rho related BTB domain containing 1 (gene RHOBTB1). The record is from RefSeq and is a predicted model, not a curated record. Gene Ontology annotation, molecular function: GTPase activity; protein binding; GTP binding. The coding region runs from base 509 to 2599 and encodes 696 amino acids. Lineage: Eukaryota; Metazoa; Chordata; Mammalia; Primates; Hominidae. The transcript has 12 exons. Gene Ontology annotation, biological process: small GTPase-mediated signal transduction.